Messenger RNA from Papaver somniferum (opium poppy), 576 nucleotides. RefSeq names its product putative ubiquitin-conjugating enzyme E2 38. Gene Ontology annotation, molecular function: ubiquitin conjugating enzyme activity. The record is from RefSeq and is a predicted model, not a curated record. Lineage: Eukaryota; Viridiplantae; Streptophyta; Magnoliopsida; Ranunculales; Papaveraceae. The transcript has a single exon. The coding region runs from base 1 to 576 and encodes 191 amino acids.
AUGGAUAUUUUUGACGUGGAGAGUAUUAUUGACAAUAUUUUUGACAAGAAGGAGGAAGAUCAGGGUAUUCAAAACAAGGAAGAUGAAGAUUUGCAAAAGAGAUUAAAAAGAGACGAAGAUGAAUAUUUGAAGCAUAAGAAAAAAUUUAAUCAGUUUGCUGUCAUAUUCAACGAUGACCUCGUUGUGCAUGGCGAUGAGGUUAAUGCUAAUUAUGAUUCAAGACCCGGUGAAGAAGAUUUUCAUACAAAGAAGAUUAUGGAAGACUGGAAACUACUAAAGGAGGGUCUUCCAGGUACGAUAUUCGUUAGGGCUUACAAAGGUUGUAAGGAUUUUUUACAAGCAGUGAUUGUUGGUGAACCAGGUACGCCUUUCCACGACGGCCUAUUUUCCUUUAAAAUAACUUUUCCGGUGCGCUAUCCAAAAAAACCACCAGAUGUUACGUACCAUUCUCAUGGUUUGCACUUGCACCCUAAGUUGGGAUGGGAUGGGAAGGUUCGGUUAAGUCUUUUGAAAAAGAAAACGUGGAAUGAUGACUUUUCGAAAUCUAACGUACUGAGAGUUUUGAUGUCGAUUUAA